Molecule: messenger RNA, 669 nt
Organism: Prosopis cineraria
Lineage: Eukaryota; Viridiplantae; Streptophyta; Magnoliopsida; Fabales; Fabaceae
Exons: 4
Coding region: 118-669 (183 amino acids)
Source: RefSeq, a predicted model, not a curated record
UGUUGCAUUGCAGACUGGAGAAAGAAAAAUGACCCACAGCUUGAAGAAGCAAAAAAUAAUAUAUGGGAAGAUUUGUGUAUAUCUUUUGACCUGGAUGAGAGUCAUAGGCAUUAUAUCAUGAGAAAAGCAGCAUAUGCUCAUAGAAAGUUUCGAGCUACCCUCACAACAUAUCAUCUAAAAGAUGCAAAUGAAGAAUUCAAUCCUCAUCCUCCUAAAAUGUAUCCAGAGAUCCAGCAAGAGCAUUGGGAUGAAUUUAUUAAAAUGCGCCAACAGCCUGAAUUUCAACAGAUCAGCCAGGUCAAUCGCUCUAGAGCCGCAAGUACUCCUUUUCAAUAUAGAGCAGGAAGAAAGAGCUAUCCAGAUAUUGAACAUAGUUUGAGGGAAGAAGUUGGACCUAAUGCUCCAAUUUCUCGAGCUCUUGUUUGGAAGACUGCUCGAGAAGAUAAAGAAGGCAAAUUACCUGAUGAACGCACUCGAAAAGAAACAUUAUCACAAUCAAUAUCACAAGAUGAUGUGGGGGAGCAUGUGGAUGUCCUUGGUAGGGCAUUGGGAGCUCCAGAGGUCUCUGGUCGUGUUAGAGGAGUUGGAUUUGGCAUUUUUCAGGGCACCUACUUUGGACGUCAUUAUGAGCCCAUUGAGUGUGGUCUUGUUGUGGUUGUAAGCUUAUAG